Messenger RNA from Larimichthys crocea (large yellow croaker), 6764 nucleotides. RefSeq names its product glutamate receptor, ionotropic, N-methyl D-aspartate 2Ca (gene grin2ca). The coding region runs from base 1850 to 6091 and encodes 1413 amino acids. NCBI's taxonomy places the organism in Eukaryota, Metazoa, Chordata, Actinopteri, Sciaenidae. The record is from RefSeq and is a predicted model, not a curated record. The transcript has 13 exons. Gene Ontology annotation, biological process: monoatomic ion transport. Gene Ontology annotation, molecular function: signaling receptor activity; ligand-gated monoatomic ion channel activity. Gene Ontology annotation, cellular component: membrane.
UGUGAUAGCAGCAGAAUAAUGUUGGGGUGUCCACAUACUUUUGGCUAUUUAGAGCAUGUACAGUACUUGGCGGGACGAACCUGUCAGCGCUCUCUGGUGGACAAACGAUGUCAUGCCGACUCGUUUCCAAACUAACUCGACAAAUCUUUUUUAGUACUGAGAUUCUUUCGUCCGACGAUGAUGCCGAGGCGUCAGUCAGGCUCUAAUGUAACAUACAGAUAGACAUCCAUGCAGUGUGUAUGUACACGGACACACACGGCCCAAAGAUGGGAAGGAAAAAGACGAACGCUGACUGUUCGUCCCAGAGAACGUUUCAAGGACAAACCUGUUGAUGAGAGCUGCAGCAAGAAAGACAAGACACCGAGCGGAGACGGAGACACCGAGAAAUAAAAUAAAAAAGAACGAGCUGACAAGUAAACGGCUCUCGGGGAAAAAAGACUGAGGAGAGAUGAUGCAGUAUACUGUGGAAAAGAGGCUGUAGUAUGUUGUGGAGUUAUAAGGCGGGCCGGUGCUCCAACAGCAGAGGGAGGGAAAUAAACGGGAUGGGUGGAGGGAGGGAGGGAAACAGAGAGGAGGGAGGGAGAACGAGAGGAUAAAUCCUUACUACAUAAUGAUUAGAGCUCACAAGCCCUUCCUGUGACACGGAGUGUAGGAAUCAGGAUUACAGCCGGUCAGUGAAGCCAGAGUGAAAGCUCUGCUGAGGGGGGGAGGAGGGGCUCAGGUAGGACAAGAAGUGCAGUUAACUGAAGACGAGAACAAACAAGGUGUGUUUCAAGGAGAGGCAGGGGACAGAUCCAAAGACAGACGUUUCUUUAGAAGAUCCAAACUCCAGCCGCUGACUCGCAUCUGUCCCCCUGCCACGGCCAUCUGUCGCCGGCCGCAGACACCUUCUUCCCGGGGACGGCAGCUGGAUCACAUCUUCAGAGUCUUGUUUUUUUUGAUGGAGCGGCCACAAGAGCGCCGUUCACACCGGAGGAGGGCGAAGGAGGGAGGCUGGGAAAUGAGGGUCACUGUGCAGAGUGUGUGAUGGAUGCGGACUCACGGUGCGGACAGGUGUCUCAGCCAAAGAUGGAGUACAUCUGUGUCUUCAUGAAGCGGGCAGUGACGGAGAAGGACACGACUGACUGUUGAGGAUUUGUUUCAGGGCUGAUGUAUAACACGCUGUAAGUUUCUGGCAGCUUUUCUAAAGUCUCAUUCUCCAGCCGAGAGAGGAAUUAUCUUUUUUCCCCCUCCGGAGGUGAGCGGCUGCUGAAGACCUCUGCACGCUAACAGGUUUCUCCUCAAAGCAUUCUGGGUCAUCUCACCUGAAACGCCUCUCCUGAGGUCGCAACUUUAAUUCUAACCUGCGAGCACGAGCGGACGGCCACGAUUUGUACAUUUGUUUUCUUUCACCUCCUCUUCUUCCUCCUUCGGCACCUGCUCACUUCAGUCUCCCUCCAUCACUCCGUCCAUCCUCCACCUCCUCCUCCUCCUCUUCUCCUUCCCUCCCUCCCCUUCUUCUUCUUUUUUUUCUUUUUUUUUUUUACCAGCGAGUGAUAAUGUGACCUUCUGCCAAAGUGCUGGAAACCAUGCCACCGUCGCAGCGGGCUCCUCUGUUGCUGCCACUGAAAUAGACUCAAACAAGUGCAGGGAGAGGAAGAGGAAAGGAAGGAGGAGGGAGAGAGAGAGAGGACGAAGGGAGGGAGAGGAAGAGAAGGAGAAGAGGAGGCCAAAGGGGAGAGAAAGAAGGAAAGAGAAGAAGAAAAAAAAGGAGAAACGGAAACAGGACAGCUGAAGCUGCAGACGCGGGAUGAGUGGUGACGAGCCAGGGCUGGAUGUGGAUUGCCAACACAGGCAGUAGGUGACUGAGAUGGGCGUUCGUCUAGGCUGCUUGAGCGACUCCCCGUGGUGGCCGCCGCCGCUGCUGCUGCUGCUGUUCUGCACUGUGCCCUGCUGUUCAGGAAGGCCGUUCGGGAUUCCCAUGCCCUCUGUGAACGUGGCGGUGGUGUUCAGCGGCUCGGCCUACCAGGCGGAGAUUAAGGGGCGGCUAAGCCGGGAAAACUUCAUGGACCUGCCUUUGGAGGUGAACCCCAUCACCGUGCUGGUCAACAACACAAACCCACGGGCGCUGCUCACCCGCAUCUGCGACACCCUUUCCACCAACCGAGUCCAUGGCGUGGUGUUCGAGGACAACGUUGGCUCGGAGGCCGUGGCGCAGAUCUUGGACUUCAUUUCCACUCAGACAGCUGUGCCCAUCGUGGGCAUCAGUGGAGGCUCUGCUGUCGUCCUGCCAUACAAGGGUGAGGGCUCCAACUUCCUCCAGCUGGGCUCCUCCAUCGAGCAGCAGAUCAACGGCAUGUUCAAGGUGAUGGAGGAGUACAACUGGGACAGCUUCGUGGUCAUAACCAGCCUCUACCCAGGCUACGAAGCCUACGUGGAUUACAUCAAGUCAUUCAAAGACACCAGCUACUUCAUAUGGGAGCUGCAGGACGUGCUGACCUUCGACAUGUCCGCAGACGGCAUGAACGACCUCCGGGCACGAAGGCUGCUGCAGCAGAUCGACGCCCAGGUGCUGUUGGUCUACUGCUCUCACGAAGAGGCUCAGUAUCUGUUCACCAUGGCGGCCGAGGUGGGGCUGCUGGGGCCGGGCUAUAUCUGGAUUAUCCCCAGCCUGGCAGUGGGGAACCCAGACAUCCCCCCACCUGACAGCUUCCCUGUCGGGGUCAUCAGCAUCAUCACAGACCGGUGGAGGAUGAGCCUGAGGAAGAGGGUGCGGGACGGGGUGGCCAUCGUGGUGAAAGGUGUGCAGAGCUUUCGGAAACAGAGAGGCUUCGUUCCCGAGGGUCACAGCGACUGUCACAACCCCGUCAAGUCACUCGCUACUAAUGACACCCUGUUCAGGCACAUGUUGAACGUCACCUGGGAACACAAUGACUUCUCCUUCAACAGCAACGGCUACCUGGUGAAUCCAGCCAUGAUCAUCAUCACCCUGGACCGAGAGCGGCAGUGGGACAAGGUGGGGAACUACGAGAUGGGCAUCCUGCAAAUGAGAUACCCCGUGUGGCCGCGGUACGGCUCCUACCUGGAGCCGGUGUCUGAUUACAGGCAUCUGACGGUGGCCACGCUGGAGGAGAGGCCCUUUGUCAUCGUGGAGGCGGUGGACCCGGUGACUGGUACUUGUGUCAGCAACACCGUGCCCUGCCGACGACAGUCCAACAAGACGGAGGCCAUCGUGGGUCACACUGAGCCGUACACUAAGCUGUGCUGUAAAGGCUUCUGCAUCGACAUCCUGAAGAAGUUAUCCCGCACCAUAAAGUUUUCCUACGACCUCUACCUGGUCACCAACGGCAAGCACGGCAAGUUGGUCCGAGGAAUUUGGAACGGGAUGAUCGGAGAGGUGUUCUACAAGCGGGCGGACAUGGCCAUCGGCUCGCUGACCAUCAACGAAGAGCGCUCUGAGAUUAUUGACUUCUCGGUGCCGUUUGUGGAGACGGGGAUCAGUGUGAUGGUGGCCAGAAGUAACGGGACUGUCUCACCGUCAGCCUUUUUAGAGCCCUACAGUCCUGCAGUCUGGGUGAUGAUGUUCGUCAUGUGUCUGACUGUUGUGGCUAUCACAGUCUUUGUCUUUGAAUACUGCAGUCCAGUCGGGUACAACCGGAGCCUGGUGACUGCAAAAGAUCCCGGAGGUCCGACCUUCACUAUUGGGAAGUCUGUGUGGCUGCUGUGGGGAAUCGUCUUCAACAACUCGGUCCCCAUUGAGAAUCCGAAGGGCACCACCAGUAAGAUCAUGGUCCUGGUCUGGGCUUUCUUCGCUGUCAUCUUCCUGGCGUCCUACACAGCCAACCUAGCAGCCUUCAUGAUCCAAGAGCAGUACAUCGACACGGUCUCUGGACUGAGUGACAAAAAGUUUCAAAAGCCACAGGAGCAGUACCCUCCAUUCCGCUUUGGUACGGUCCCAAAUGGCAGCACAGAGCGCAACAUAAGGAGUAACUACCCCGAGAUGCACUCCCACAUGGUCAAAUACAACCAAAAGGGAGUCGAGGAUGCCCUCAACAGCCUCAAAACAGGGAAACUGGAUGCCUUUAUCUAUGAUGCUGCUGUGCUGAAUUACAUGGCUGGCAAAGAUGAGGGCUGCAAGCUGGUGACCAUUGGCAGUGGGAAAGUGUUUGCUACCACUGGUUAUGGCAUCGCCCUGCAGAAGGAUUCACGCUGGAAGCGACUCAUCGACCUGGCCCUGCUCCAGUUCCUGGCUGAUGGUGACACGCAGAAGCUGCAGACCGUCUGGCUCACAGGCAUCUGCCGCAACGAGAAGAAGGAGGUGAUGAGCAGUAAGCUGGACAUCGACAACAUGGCGGGAGUUUUCUACAUGCUGCUUGUGGCCAUGGGCCUGAGCCUGCUGGUUUUCGCUUGGGAACAUCUGCUCUACUGGAAACUACGACACUCAGUCCGCAAAUCAGAGCGCCUGGACUUCCUGCUAGCUAUCAGUCGAGGCAUCUACAGCUGCUUCAAUGGAGUAGAGCAAACUGACCACAAUGGGAGCAUGCCGAGUCCGGACGUCACUACCAACUAUUCACAAGCCAACAUGCUAAAGAUGUUGCAGACAGCCAAGGACAUGGUGUCCUCUGCCAGAGUGGAGAACUCUCUAGACAAUGCCACCAAAACAAUCGAGAGCUGGAGCAGGCGGGGGGCCGACAAUGUGCGGGUCGGCCUGCCACCCAGAGUAACAACCACGGACAUGAGCCACGGCCGUCUGCCCUACAUCUCCAGCAUCACGGACAACCACUCGCCGUACCCUCAGAGAGCCCUCACACCCACCUUCCCAAUUCAUUAUGGGGACACCUCCACCCAGCCUCUCUUGGAUAAACCCCGGGUGGUGACCCGACCCACCCCUCUCCGCUACACGCUGCCCACCCGCAACAGUCAGCAUGUCUUAGAGAGGACUCUGCCGAUCUCCAGCCUCAGCAGCCCUCAUAUCGCCAUGCGGGAUCCUGCUCCACCCAGUACGUCUAACCCCCACCACAGCAGCAGGCUGUAUGUGGAGAACCAGGCCCGGCACCCCACGUCCCCUUUUGUUCCUUACAGGGAGUUCCAGGUGCCUGAUAUCUACGUGGAGCAUAAAGGACCACUGAGGAGGAAGUUCAGCUACCCCCCUGACUGUGUGAGCCGGAGGAGGAGGUCCCAUAGCUAUGUGUUCGAUGCUGCAGACCCCAGAGUGAGACGUGACUACGAUGAACCUCGAUCCUGCCUUGCUGAGUUGAGGGCCAAUCACCUCCUGAACAACCACGCCCCUGUUGCUGCUGCCAUGGCCUGCUCCGGAGGACACUACCCAGGUGGCAACGCCAGCUGCAACUCCUGUAUGAAGUCCUACCUGGAGCCUGAGAUGGAUGACGUACCGCUCCUGGGGAAGGACAAACUCAACCGGCGCGCCUCGUUCCUCAAAGCCACAUGGGGCAAUGAUCGGAUCCAUCAGGUGGAUGAAACAAAGCCCUCCACAUCCGCGUCUCAAUCCACCCGCGUAGACAUGCCUGACCUUUUUCCACGGGUGGUGGUGGCCAACCCAAAGCCCCACAAGCUAUACGGCAGUCUGGGGCACAACCUGUCCUGCUACCCCUUGGCUGCUGAGCCUGCCUACUUGGACCCGGCCCACAUGGGCUCGUACCCCUACAAGCAAAAGCUCAAGUACUCUGAGUCCACCCGGCUGCCCUCUUACAGGGAAGCCAUCCUGCAGAAUGCCGCCGCCCUGCGCCGCUCCUCCUCCACAGUGGUGCACAGACAUUACUCCACCUACCUAAACUCGUACACAGACUUACCAGUGUAUGUGGGGCCACUGGCCCAGGGGCCGCCUCAGUUCUACGACGGCUCCAAGGACAUGUGCCACUUGUUUCCCUGUACAAGCCACUGCCCGGAUAACGCAGCGAUGCUUCCUCGUAUGAGUGAGAGGCCAGUGGUUUACCACAACAAUAUGUUUGGGCCCUACGACAACACAGGGAAGAGGGAAGAUCCAGGCUCUGGGAGCAGAGAGCGGAGGCAGGUGUUGGUGGCGCGCAGAGUCAACAGUCCCUAUGUGCCAAAGCCCUGGGGCAGAGUAUCCAGCCUGGAGUCUGAGGUCUGAGCCCCGUCCUUACUGGACCUCCACUCGGCUCUCAGACUGAGCCCCUCUGAAGAGAGGCGUGCCUGGGGAGGGGUUUCUCUCCUCAGCCUCUGGUUAAAGCAAAAAUUAAACUCUACACCAAUAGUGUAUUUGAGAGUGUUGACUCUCAAUUAUCAGUGCAAUAAUAUCUUGGGCAGCGACAUGUAAAGGAGAAGACACUGACGAGCAAAUUACUGCUGGGACUUUGUACGCCAAACUUAAAACACUAAUAAAAGAAAAGGCAAUGUUGAAAAGUAUUUAAUACAUAAGAAUUUAACCUGUUGAUUGUUAUUUAAAGGAUUUUUAAAUGCUGUGUUGCUAUGUGAAAGAAUUCUGGGAGACAAUAUACUGUAGCCUCUCGAUCUGAUUACGACUUGAGACAUUUCUUUUUUGCAGACUCAUUUCAGUUACCCUCCAUGUCAGUUCAGAGUUAAAUCAUUAAGAUGAUUUUGUGAUGGAACCGCUGACAUAUCUUCCCUGAAUUUUCUAAGUCAACGACCUUGGGUGCACAGUUGAUCCGAGGCUUUCUGCUCCAUCGGUCCUUCAUGUGAUUUGACUGGGAUUUUAAAAAAAGGGAAAACCAUUAAAGUAUCAUGUGUAUUUCCAUUGUUACAAUACCCUUUAAUAAAGAAUAAGGUCGUCUCAAGGGCCUUUU